AUGGUUCUUUCUCAGAUUAUAAACCAAUUAGCGAACCCCACAGGAGGUCUACCCGGGGGGUUCGGGGGUAGAAGAAGGCAUCUCUUUAUCCCACCUUCCACCAACACUCCAUUAUUCUUGUAUGGUGAGGGCGAAGAUCGGUCGUUUAUUUCUCUCCCGGAGACAGAAAAUCACUCAGACUCCGAUGCUGCCAGUGUUAGUACAUCGAGAUCACUUCCCUCUACUUUGAAUUCGGCGCCAGCAAGUGAUCAAGAGUCUUUCCACAGUUGGUUGCAGGACGAAUCUGAAAGGAGAAGAACUAGCGGAUUUUACGCUAGUGAAGAUCGUUACGAAGAUGGCUCUGCUCUGCAUGAUGAGAUAGAUAGCACUGAAGGGAAUGCUCGUACUGGCAGAAAGCAUCGUAAUGUAAGAAGAGGUUCAUCUCUUUCAUCAUUGCUUGCUCCAAUGAUAGACCCAUACAGUGAACUAGAAGAUUAUGUCAAUUUACAAACCACACAUAUGAUAGAAUUGAAAAUGUUGAUUCGUUACUCCAUUCCUUUAAUUAUUGCAUUCCUUUUGGAGCAUUUCUUCUCAUUGGUUUGUAUGUUGGUAGUUGGUCACUUGGGUAAGAAAGAAUUGGCAGCUGUAUCGUUAGCAUCUAUGUCUUCCACCAUAACGUUGGGGAUCUUCGAUGGGAUUUCUACUGCCUUGGACACCUUGUGCCCUCAAGCUUAUGGUGCUGAGAACUAUGAAUUAGUUAGCAGUCACGUACAGAGAUGUACAAUGUUUUCGUUGGUUGCAUAUAUACCGUUUGGGUUCGUGUGGUGGUUUUCGGGUAAUAUUCUUCAGUUUGUCAUUGAAGAUGAUGAAGUUCUUUAUUUGACUCAGUUGUUUCUUAGAAUUUUGAUAUUGGGAGCACCAGCUUACAUAUUCUUUGCAUGUAGUCAAAGAUUUUUGCAAGCCCAAGGUAUUUUUGAAGCUAGUACUGGAGUGUUGUUUGUAGCUGCUCCUAUAAAUAUCUUUUUGUCUUGGUUUCUUGUUUGGAAUGAAACGUACGGUAUGGGGUACAUUGGUGCUCCCAUUGCUACCGUGAUCAACUUCUGGCUCAUGAGUAUACUAUUGGUCUUGUAUGUGGUGUAUAUUGAUGGAAAUAAGUGUUGGUUUGGGUUGAUUUCAUGGACCAAAAUGUUCCAGCAAUGGCCCGAAUUGCUGCACUUAGCAAUUCCGGGGGUUAUCAUGAUUGAAUCUGAAUCCUUAGCUUAUGAAAUCUUGACUUUAUUUGCUACUUAUUUCGGAACUUCGGCAUUGGCUGCACAAUCGGCAGUUCUGAGUAUAGCGGCAUUGGCGUACAUGGUACCGUUUGCUGUUGGGACCGCUUCACUGACCCGAAUUGCCAAUUUCAUAGGAGGACAAAAUCAAUACAGUGCCAAGAUAGCCACGCAAACUGGAUUGAUGUGCUCCUUUGUAGUUGCCAGUCUAAACGGGAUCUUCUUAUAUGCAUUUAAGAACAAAAUCGCUACCAUGUUCACUACUGCUCCAGAUGUUGUGGAAAUGAUCGUUGAGUUGAUCGACCCGUUGGUUGCUGUAAUUCAAUUGUUCGAUGGAGUGGCUGCAGUAGCCUCUGGUAUUCUUAGGGCUAUGGGUUUACAAAAAAUCGGUGGACUUAUCAACUUCCUUUGCUACUAUGCCGUUGGCAUUCCAAUUUCCUUACUCUUAAGUAGAUACUAUGACUUUGGGUUAGAAGGAUUAUGGAUCGGUAUUGGAGUAGGGAUGAUUUUGAUUGGAGGAACGGAGAUUUCGGUGAUAUUGAUGGCCAAUUGGGAUGAUAUUUUGACCAAAGCAGGAAUUAUGAAUGGACUUUACAAUGAAAUUGAUAUUAUAGAGAGCGACGAUGAGUGA
Dujonia railenensis is the source of this 1878-nucleotide messenger RNA. NCBI's taxonomy places the organism in Eukaryota, Fungi, Ascomycota, Pichiomycetes, Serinales, Debaryomycetaceae. The record is from the annotation of a GenBank genome assembly.